Messenger RNA from Zalophus californianus (California sea lion), 301 nucleotides. Its product is annotated as 60S ribosomal protein L39-like. The coding region runs from base 1 to 156 and encodes 51 amino acids. Gene Ontology annotation, cellular component: ribosome; cytosolic large ribosomal subunit. Gene Ontology annotation, molecular function: structural constituent of ribosome. Lineage: Eukaryota; Metazoa; Chordata; Mammalia; Carnivora; Otariidae. Gene Ontology annotation, biological process: translation. The transcript has a single exon. The record is from RefSeq and is a predicted model, not a curated record.
AUGUCUUCUCACAAGACUUUCAGAAUCAAGCGAUUCCUGGCCAAGAAACAAAAGCAGAAUCGUCCCAUUCCUCAGUGGAUUCGGUUGAAAACUGGUAAUAAGAUCAGGUACAACUCCAAAAGGAGGCACUGGAGAAGAACCAAGCUGGGUCUGUAAGGCGUCACACAUCAUGAGAUGACACACCUAAUUGGCAUACAUAUUUAAUUAAGCUGCAUGAAGAUCAUGUGUUCUAUCAUUCUGUAAACAUCCUUCCUACCUGGCCAUAGACUUGUCUUAUCAUGGAAAUGAUUCUUCUCUCUGA